AUGAUUGGAAUAGGUGGCGGAGCCUCGGACAAUGGCGAAGACACACAACGCGGCGCUGGAACCACCUCGGGCCGGCAAAGGCUCUCGCCUACGCUGCAAAUUCCGAAAAACCGGAGCACCGGUAACCUCGAGACCGUAGGCGAGAUGCCCGACACCGACACGGGCCGCCCCCGAUUUUCGAGCUCCAUCAUCACGGACCACGACCAUGGCUUGGGCAUGUCCGGGCUGAGGCGCAUACGGCAGCAGCCAAAUGCAAUGCGGACGCCCACACUUCCGUCCGUGUCGAGUCGAACACCUUCGCUCAAUGAUCUCACACGGUCGACAUCCGCCAGCCUGUAUCUAGACAGCUCCUCGGGACCACUCGCCUCCUUCCCGGCCUCUCCGACCUUCACCGAAGACCUCUCUCGCUUCCCGUCCGAAUCGCUCCAUUCCUUCUCGUUUGCUCACCAGUCCGAAGAUCUAAUACACAACCGCCAGAACGUCUUGAAACGCUCGAUGGAAUUUAUGAGAGACCGGAUGGCUUGGUCAGUGUCGUCGAACGCGGGGAUAGCCAGCGCCCAAGCGCGGGCGAGUGGCGAUGCAGAAAUGCAGAACAUGUUGGAUUUGCUAGCAAAGGCACACCUAGUGGGUGCUGGAAACCUCCCAAGCGGCGACCCAAACAUCCCGAUUGCGCCGUUGACGGGGCCGGCUUCUGCAUCAAGCGCGAAUGUGUUUGACAAGGGGUUUGCUUUGCGGACGUCCAGUCCUGAGCCUUACGACAGAUCACCUCUCACAUCACCAACCGCACCCGUUCCCCCACCCGCAGCCUUCGAACACCGCGAUUCCCGACGAGACGAACCGAUUCCGACCUCGGACACGCCGCCUCGACGUCCGUCUAGCGGAGGGACCGGGUCUGAGGGCUCAUCGAGAACCCCCACGAACGAGAGCGGUGCAAGCGGUACUACAGCAAAGACGUCACCGCCACCAUCACGACGGCCUAGUGUGCUGAAGCGAACGAUGACCGAUACGGACACGGUGCAGGCCUCGGUACACCAAAAACUCAUCGACAUCAUGGCACAGCCGUUUCUUGCCGCAGAACAGUCAUCCCAAUCCCAGCAUCGGCCAUCCCAGGGUUUUGGCGGCUCAAGUCUCCAUCCGUCGAUGACUACACCGCCCCCAGCGCUCCACAAUCACCUAGCACGCUGGGUGCCUGCCACACAAGCCAUCUUCACCACCGAAGCGAAAGCACCGUGGACGAUUCUGGCAGCCAACGAUCUUGCCUGUCUGCUGUUCGGCGUCACGGCGGCCGAAGUGAGGAAGAUGGGGAUCAUGGAAGUGGUGCAGGAAGAGAGGAGGGCGUGGCUCGUGAGCAAGCUGGAAAAGGGAUUUAGAGAGGAUCCGGGGGGCGUUUCAGAGAGCGAAACACCGCCUCGUCCACCACCACCCACGGUACAGGCAUCGAGUCUUCUUGGGGGACGGGCCGGGGGAAUUACGGCGAGGCUCCUUAGUAAGCCCAAUUCGAGGUCCCAGGCCCCGAAACCCCUUCGGCGGCCAGCUACUAUCCACAGCGGUGAUCCGACACCUCCAAAGCCGGGGCAGGGCCACCGGAAGAACAGCAAGUCUCGGGGUGUGCUGCUUUGCGGCGAUGUCGUCCCAAUACAGAAACGGAACGGGGCGACUGGAUCUGCAAGCCUUUGGGUGAUCGAGAAGCGGGUGAGCUUGAUCUGGGUACUGGAGGAGAUCAACGAAGAUGUCGCGUAUGUUGAUGUCGGGGAAGACGGGAAAGUGCUCAAGCUCUCGGGUGCGCUGGGCCCCAUCUGGGCGAACGAGAAUCUCCAGCCGGGCCAGGACGUCGGGGCGUUGAUUCCGCGGCUUCCACGGCAGGGCAUUGACCCGCGGUAUGGAGAGCUGGACUAUCACGAGAUAUCCCGGAGGAAGUACUACACGUGCCGCACCAGCGACAAGAUCAAUAUCCCCGCGACGGUAGCGCAGGUCCGGGGCACUACGCAGCUGCGUGUGUCGAGUUUUCCGCAUAUCGCAGGUAUCGUUGUGGUCUGCCCGCAAGACCUGACCAUCAAGAGCUCCAAUUCUGUGUUCUGCGGCGCGCUCUUUGGCCACGAGCAGCCAGACGGCCUGUCGCUCAACCAGCUGGUUCCCAACUUUGACAAGAUCCUGCGCGUGCUGACCGAGCGAGACGGUGUCCACUUCGUCGAUGGGAUCGUGAUCCCGGAGCACUCGUUCCGAAAAGCUGCAGCGUUCCUAGCGCUGGAGGAGGGUCAACCAGAUGCUGCCGCGGGCUUCCUGCGCCCCGAGAGCCUCCCCGCGAAGCAUCGGGACGGGUCCCAGUUGCGCAUCGACAUCCAGAUGCGGGUCGUCAAGAGUGAAAAGCAAGUCGAGUCUCGGAACGAGGCCGUGAUCGAGGAGACUAGCGACGAGGAUGAGGAAAGAGAAGCUUCGCCGUCGGAUGAAGCAAGCGACAAGUUCCUGGUGGCGCAGACGGAGAUGGUGUACGCGCUCUGGAUCACCUACUCGCGGCACCUCCAUGCUUCGCGGUCGACUCUGGGCGCCGCGUCGCCGCUGCUCUCGGGAAUGGCGACCCCGCUACACCAGCCAUCUCCGGGCCAGACACCCGCCCACAGCCCCGUGGAGAUGCAGUCCGACUCGGACGACUCCCAAAAGGAGGAGGAGGAGGAGAAAGAGGUGGUCAAGUCACCGUCGCUGGCGCGGCAAAUCAAAGACGCCGCUUUGACAGCUGCGGCCAAGCUGACCGGGUCGUCGUCGAGGAGCGUUUCCGAGGGGGUGUCCAAGGAUCAGCAGCAGCAGCAACAACAACAACAGCCGCGGCAGCAGUCGGUUGUGGCCACCGCGGCCACCAAGACUGACGAGGAAGCGAACAAGAAAAAGCUGAUCGACGACUUCAUCAUCCUCGAGGACAUGGGCCAGGGCGCCUACGGCCAAGUCAAGCUCGCGCGGUACCGCAGCACAGGCAAGAAGUGCGUGCUCAAGUACGUCACAAAGCGGCGCAUCUUAGUCGACACCUGGACGCGCGACCGACGCCUAGGCACCGUCCCACUAGAAAUCCACGUGCUGGACUACCUCCGCCGCGACGGCCUGCGCCACGCCAACAUCGUCGAGAUGGACGACUUCUUCGAGGACGACGUCAACUACUACAUCGAGAUGGCGCCACACGGCUUGCCGGGUAUGGACCUGUUCGACUACAUCGAGCUGCGCGCCACCAUGGACGAGCAGGAGAGCCGCAGCAUCUUUGUGCAGGUCGCCCGGGCCGUGCAUCACUUGCACACCAAGGCGUUGGUUGUGCAUCGUGAUAUCAAGGACGAGAAUGUCAUCCUCGAUGGCGAGGGCCGGAUUAAAUUGAUUGAUUUUGGGAGUGCCGCGUAUAUCAAGAGCGGGCCCUUUGAUGUGUUUGUCGGGACCAUUGACUACGCAGCCCCCGAAGUCCUCGCCGGCCGUCCCUACGGCGGUAAAGAACAAGACGUCUGGGCCCUCGGCAUCCUGCUGUACACCAUCAUCUACAAGGAAAACCCCUUUUACAGCAUCGACGAGAUCAUGGACCGCGACCUGCGCGUGCCGUAUACCAUUAGCGAGGAGAGCAUUGACCUGGUGCGCAAGAUGCUGGACCGCGAUGUGGCGGCGAGGUAUACGAUUGAUCAGGUGCUUGCGCAUCCUUGGUGUCGGGAGUGGGGGGAGGGGGUGUGA
Molecule: messenger RNA, 3696 nt
Organism: Dichotomopilus funicola
Lineage: Eukaryota; Fungi; Ascomycota; Sordariomycetes; Sordariales; Chaetomiaceae
Exons: 6
Coding region: 1-3696 (1231 amino acids)
Biological process (GO): intracellular signal transduction; negative regulation of glycogen biosynthetic process; protein phosphorylation
Cellular component (GO): nucleus; cytosol; cytoplasm
Molecular function (GO): ATP binding; protein serine/threonine kinase activity
Source: RefSeq, a predicted model, not a curated record